Molecule: messenger RNA, 3257 nt
Organism: Enhydra lutris kenyoni (northern sea otter)
Lineage: Eukaryota; Metazoa; Chordata; Mammalia; Carnivora; Mustelidae
Product: cleavage stimulation factor subunit 1
Exons: 6
Coding region: 174-1469 (431 amino acids)
Biological process (GO): mRNA 3'-end processing
Cellular component (GO): mRNA cleavage stimulating factor complex
Molecular function (GO): RNA binding; protein binding
Source: RefSeq, a predicted model, not a curated record
CCAGGCUUUGGCCGUUCUAGCGCCCGCGGUGCUCUCCGGGAUCCGACAUUUGUCCACAAAACAGCAUUUCCCUAGUGUCAAUCAACGUUGUCGCGCAAGAGGUAAAGUCGGAGGAGGUUAAGGAACCACUCGAACGCUCCACCGGCAAGGAGAUUGUCUUCCUCUUUUCCAAGAUGUACAGAACCAAAGUGGGCUUGAAGGACCGCCAGCAGCUCUACAAGCUGAUCAUUAGCCAGCUGCUCUAUGAUGGCUACAUCAGCAUUGCUAAUGGCCUCAUUAAUGAAAUCAAGCCUCAGUCUGUUUGUGCGCCCUCGGAGCAGCUGCUGCAUCUCAUCAAACUAGGAAUGGAAAAUGAUGAUACCGCAGUUCAGUAUGCAAUUGGUCGUUCAGAUACAGUUGCCCCGGGCACAGGAAUUGACCUGGAAUUUGAUGCAGACGUCCAGACCAUGUCCCCAGAGGCUUCAGAGUAUGAAACGUGCUAUGUCACUUCCCAUAAAGGACCGUGCCGCGUAGCUACGUACAGUAGAGAUGGGCAGUUAAUAGCUACUGGAUCUGCUGACGCUUCCAUAAAGAUACUUGACACAGAGAGAAUGUUGGCCAAAAGUGCCAUGCCGAUAGAGGUCAUGAUGAAUGAGACUGCACAGCAGAACAUGGAAAACCACCCAGUGAUUCGAACGCUUUACGACCACGUGGAUGAAGUCACAUGUCUCGCUUUCCACCCAACAGAACAGAUCCUUGCCUCUGGCUCAAGGGAUUAUACUCUUAAAUUAUUUGAUUAUUCCAAGCCAUCUGCAAAAAGAGCCUUCAAAUACAUUCAGGAAGCGGAAAUGUUACGCUCCAUCUCUUUUCAUCCUUCCGGAGACUUUAUACUUGUUGGGACUCAGCACCCUACUCUUCGGCUUUAUGAUAUCAAUACAUUUCAGUGUUUUGUCUCAUGCAAUCCUCAAGAUCAACACACCGAUGCUAUAUGCUCCGUGAAUUACAAUCCUAGUGCCAAUAUGUAUGUAACUGGUAGCAAGGACGGCUGCAUCAAGCUAUGGGAUGGUGUUUCAAAUCGAUGCAUCACAACUUUUGAGAAAGCCCAUGAUGGUGCCGAAGUUUGUUCUGCCAUUUUCUCCAAAAAUUCGAAAUACAUUCUCUCCAGUGGAAAAGACUCUGUAGCUAAACUUUGGGAGAUAUCGACAGGACGAACCCUGGUCAGAUACACAGGUGCCGGCUUGAGCGGGCGGCAGGUGCACCGAACACAGGCCGUGUUCAACCACACCGAGGACUACGUGCUGCUCCCCGACGAGAGGACCAUCAGCCUGUGCUGCUGGGACUCUCGCACGGCCGAGCGCCGCAACCUGCUCUCCCUGGGCCACAACAACAUCGUGCGCUGCAUCGUGCAUUCGCCCACCAACCCCGGCUUCAUGACGUGCAGCGACGACUUCCGAGCACGGUUUUGGUACCGGAGAUCCACCACGGACUAACCCGCCUCCAGGAUCUAGGGUUCUUUUCUCGAGGACUGCGCCCCUCCUGCCCCCGCGCCCCGUCACCAGUUCCGGUCGUAAGUCACUGCACCACCUGGCAGUUGUGCUGCCAUCUCUCCAUCCUUCUUGGAUUUGUACAAAAGAGUCUUUUUUUACCUUGAUGUAGAAUCAUGGUGGGAAAAGUUGGAAACGCAGAUCUGUGCAGUGGUUCUGCAUUCACUGAUUAUUACAGUGUGAUUUUCAUCGGUUUUGUAAAUACAGGACUUGCCAUUUCUCUUGAAUCUCUUGAUCAUUUGAAGAAGGAUAGAGUAUUAAAGUGCUUUCUAGAUCUCAACUGAACCUGUCCCGAGGAAUUUUCAUUUGGCAGUUUUGUCACCUUUCGUACCUGUUCUCCACCCUCCUUGUCCAUGUGUCUCCGUGCAGAAUACAUAUCGACCGACAAGUGGGCACACAGCUCUGAGAAUCGAGUGUUGUGCCGUAUUAAAACUAUUUUAGAGCAUCCAUCAGUUCUAUCCUAAAAUGACAUCAUUCUGAUAAUAAAGCUCAGAUCUCCAACUUUAGUGUUAUACUUUUUCACUUCGGUAAAAUAACGGCCAGUUUUUCCUGAAGAUUUGUAGGAGACAAGAUGUUUCAUUGUACCUCCCACAUUGUCCUUUCAGUGCCUGCAGUGCUUAUCUUCAGUGAAUACUUCUAAUAAGAUUAUUGCUGGUCUAUAGAAAACCUAAUUGAAGAUCCAUCCAAUCUAAUCAAAAUUAGGUGAUCCCGGCCACUGCUGCUCGCUCCACUGCUGCUCGCUCGUUUCACAGAUGAUUAAUACCGAUUGUCUCUGUUCUUGUGUAAUUUUAAUCUCGUUUUUCAGUUCUCUUCAGCAUGAAUCAUCACUGCUCAUCGUGGAUGCGCACAGCAACUAUGUUCUUGGAAGAUUUUUGCAGUUAACCAACCGAUGGGGGUUUUCUUUUUCUCAAAACUUUUUAGGAUGUGACACUAUUUCUCUGGAUUCAGCUCAGGCUAGAUCAGGGAACCCUAACCUCCCCUCCGAAAGAUAGACUUUGGUUUAUAUUUAUCCCCAAAUACAAAUACCUCAUGAUCUGGGUAGGAGUAUCUAGAAUUAGAAUUUAGGGUCAUUUGAUAAAAAUAUUAAAUAGAUUAAAGUUAAAGUGUUUUAUGUUAUAGGAACUUUAAAAUCUUCUGAGGUUUACUGCAUAAAAAUUCUUCCUCAGUCUGCCUUAAGGAUCAUUUCAAGUCUUUGGACUAUGAAACCAUCUUGGGCAUUCUUAAUGUGUUAAAUCAGAGUUUUAGUUCAGAUUUCCAAAGAGCGAUACUUUUAGUCUAUAGGGAGUUUGGAUUUGUUUUUAUUCUGUGUCUUGAUUCUCCAGCAUUUGAACUUGGCCAUCUGCGGGUGCUGCUUUCGUAAGAUUGGAAGAAACCUACUGACUAGGAACAAGAAUAACCAGUUCUGUAGAAAAUUACCAGCCCAAACGCCUCGCUUCUUUUUUGGCUGCUGCUUUUGCUUUCAACCCUAUGAAACUACAACAGAGGUUGAACAUUUCUGCCUCCUUCUGCUCCAGCACGCGCACUAGAGGGACCCCGAAGCAUUCCCGAUUUACGCUCCGCUGGGUCUUCUUAACUGUUGAUGAAUUUAAAUAAUGAUGCCUGCUUCUCCAGUUUCUGGAACGGUCUCAGCGGUGGAUCUGUAGUUUCAGGACUCCCCCUUACAGGAUCAGGAUACUGUGUGUGUUUCCAAAACAGACUCUUUUUUUUCUUCUUUUAAAAAAUCACAUUUUGGGA